AUGGAAGUGGAGCGUCGAGCUCAGGAGAAGUUGGUCACCAGUAUAUUUAGCUACGGUAAUGCGCAUAAGGCCAUCAUUCAAGGUAACGACGUGGAAUCCUUCCAUCUCCACGUUCGACUUAGCAACUCCGAGGAUCAGUCAUUCCCUAACCCAGAACUGGCUGAAAAGACCAGGGCCGAUGUGAAAAUUGGGAGUACCUUCGACUGGAAAAUACAAGGCAUGAUUGUCGAUGUGUCCAACGAUGCCGACUGUGUCAUUUCCAUCGACAAACGAUCAAUGGAUGGCUUCGGAUUUGAUCUUGAUUCCGAAAUCCAAGUGCAUAUCAAGAUAAAGCCAAGAAUGACCUCAGUCGCAAAUCAGAUCAAGGCCAUUAAGCAGGCCGAAAAUCCUCAUCUGGGUUUUGGAGACAAACCGGGCAAUCAAGGGAAAGGCUUUUCUCUUGCCAAGACGGUGCUUGCCCAUGGCUGUGAGGUAGAUCCCAGACACCCCGAUUACUUCGUUUUGGACGUCACGACCAUAUCUAGCCUGGAGCUAAGUAUUAUUCAACAGCGGCUAGACCAUUUGAAGAACGUAUUCCACCUCGACGAGCCCCAGUCUUCUGACGGGGCUUUUCUUCAACGCUUCCAUAUUCUCUGA
Molecule: messenger RNA, 636 nt
Organism: Talaromyces atroroseus
Lineage: Eukaryota; Fungi; Ascomycota; Eurotiomycetes; Eurotiales; Trichocomaceae
Exons: 1
Coding region: 1-636 (211 amino acids)
Source: RefSeq, a predicted model, not a curated record